Messenger RNA from Ziziphus jujuba (common jujube), 855 nucleotides. RefSeq names its product protein AGENET DOMAIN (AGD)-CONTAINING P1. The record is from RefSeq and is a predicted model, not a curated record. The transcript has a single exon. NCBI's taxonomy places the organism in Eukaryota, Viridiplantae, Streptophyta, Magnoliopsida, Rosales, Rhamnaceae. The coding region runs from base 187 to 630 and encodes 147 amino acids.
CUUUUCCAAAGCCUAAACCAAAUCCAACUUUUAUCAAAAUAAUUUCUUAGUCUCCAAGUUUUGAUAAUUUUUUUUUUGUUUUGAGGGUUUUUCCAUCUCUGAAAUCUCUCAAACUCUCAAAGGCCAUCUCUCUCUUCUGUUCCACUCACUCUGUUUCUUUUGCAUUCGCAAGAAAACUCAUCGUCAAUGGCGUUUACCAGAGGAGAAGAGGUCGAAGUCUGCAGCAAAGAGGAUGGGUUUCUUGGUUCAUACUACGCAGCUACCAUCGUCUCCCGUCUCGAUAACGGCAUGUACAUCGUGAAGUACAAAGAUCUGUUGGAGAACGAUGAAUCUAGACCGUUGGUCGAGACGGUGUUCAAGCACGAGGUCAGGCCGGUGCCGCCGGAGAUCGUGUCCGCCGCCGCUUUCGCAUACCUUGACAAGGUGGAUGCUUUCGCCAACGACGGUUGGUGGGUCGGAAAGAUUACUGCCAAACAAGGGUCCGACUACUAUGUCUACUUCGAAACCACAGGGGAUGAGAUUGCUUACCCUGUUUCUCAUUUGAGGUUUCAUCUUGAUUGGCGCUUUGGCAAGUGGAUUUCUUCCAAGAAAUCUCUACUUCUCCGAUCAUCUGCUUCGCCUUCUUCUUGAAUUCUGGAUCUUUUUACUUGUUUAUUUCUACAAUCAAACCAAGAAAGUUUGGUUUUUAACUUUUUUUUUUUUUUUUUUUUUGGGUUAUGUUUAAGUUGCCGUACUUUAAUACGUUGAAAAUACCUUUUUUGUACUUUUAAUCAUAGUAAUAUUAAAUGUAGUUAUAUGUAGUUAUAUUAUUAUCCAUGACCAAAUUGAAUUCAUCUUGAUUUACUGAUGGUUUUA